AUGGCGCCGAGGACGCUCUUCCAGAAGGAGGCAGGCAUCCGCGUGAUUCUCGCGGUACGAAGAACUAAGGCUUCCAGGUGGGGCGUUACGUUUUCAAGAGCAGGAACAAUGCUCUGUGUGGAUUGGAUGCUUGCCUUGGCUCCUGGCUAGGAUGGUCCUGCAGAUGCGUGGCAUCAUCCUCCCUGAUCACAAGUGGGACAUUUGAUGGUGCGGUUGGUGGUACUAUAUUCUCCUUUUCCGUUUGCCAUUCUUCAUCAAGGUCGUGAUUACGCUUAUGUCAAUAUGCACAAUGUCUACCACAUUACCCAGAAUGAGGGAUCGGAAUUACGGGUUAUUUUUAAUUGCUUCCUCUAGUGUAACCUGAUAGAAGAAUGGGGUCCUCCACUAGGGUCAAUACAGAAUAAUCACUGUAAGCAUAACGGCAUUCUACGGCUUUAUUCUAAACCCGUAGAGCUGUUGGUUUCUGUUCGACAGAAUCAUGAGAGGACAAAUUGUUGCUUCCUCUUCCAAUAUAAACAACCUCAUUGCAGUCUGUCUUUUGACUGCACUCUCGUGUUAUGUAUAUCCUUGCUGUUCCAUGACCUCGUCCCUUGUGCUGCUUCUCGAAGCAUGAAAUUCUCAAAGCUGUUCGGUUUGCAGGGGCCUCUCCGUCGGGUGUACCACAGCAAGGAGUUUGAGGAUUCAGAAACAUGGGUUGCAGAUUGUGAAGGCAGGGCAGUGACUAUCCUGUACAGUUCAAUCGGCAAAGAUUCAAUUCUAGUGAUCGCCUGGAGCAGUGGACAGCUACAGGUUGAUGCCCUUGCUGAUGAAGUGCAACCUCUAUGGAAUAUGGACAGUUCUCCUCAUUUGCGGGUGAAUUCACGGGGCCACAUAGCACAAAUGGGCAUGAUUUGUGAGCCGAAUUCACAAGAACCUCAUAACAUUAGAUUCCUUCAAGGAAAUAUGAGCAGCAAUGCGGCGGACCCGGUUUGGUCUGGAAAUCCACCCCCCUUACUUAGGCUGGCUGUUGUGGACUUGGCAUUACCAAAGGCAGCCCUACAUCACCCAGUGUCGGUUUUUUCGGAUCCGCUGGUCUCCGAGAGGCUCUACUGUUUGCAUGGCGGAGGAAUAGACUUGAUCACUCUGCAUUUUCUCCCAUUCUCGAAUCUCACCCCUGGAUCAGAUGAGUCCGCGAGUGCCCCCUCUGUGUGCCCUAUUCUAAGCACCUGCCACGGAGAGGCUUCGUCUCCCCUGCUCUAUGGUUUCGUUUGCAUAGCAGAUUCCUUUGGUGACUCGCAGGUUGUCGUGGUGACGUCUGUAUAUGAGUGCAUCUUGCUGGAGAUGAGAGGCUGGAAGGACAUGCCGCCGCAUUUUCUUGAUGAGAGUGUGAGACCCUCCAUUGGUCGUGAGGAUGUAGCCGUCAGUGAUAUUAUAAGCCGAGACCUCCUUAAUGGGCCGAAGGUCAUCAUCAUUCCGGACUCCACCAGCCUACGAUCUCUGAGUCCAGAAUCCAUUGAAGGCAGGUCAACGCUUCAUCACUAUAUCAAGCUCUUCCACGAAAAUUUUGUGGAGUAUGCUCAUAAGGUAAACCAAAUAUGAAUGUAUUUAUUAUUAUUAUUUAUUUUUCUGCAUGUUUUGUGUGGUGUGCAUUCCUUGUCAAUUGUCGUCUCAUCCCCUCCCCUCCCUGAUCUUUUUGAACUUCAGCGUCCCAUCCAUUUUCUCUUGAUCUCCAGGUGUAUGUUGAGCUCAAACAGCACGGAGAUCACCUCAAGGCAAUUCUCGGGGAGCAGCAUGCGCGUUUACAGGUGGUCGGCGAGUCGCUGAGCAGAUUGGAGGACAAGCAGCCGCGUUUGACAAGUCGGAUAAAUCGUGCCACUGAGGUGUACAGAAUCCAGGAGAGGCGCUUGCAGAGCUUCAAAAACCUACCGGGAGCCGACAGAAAACCACUGUCCAAGGCAGAAAGAGAGUUUAAAACCCAACUUGGUAUUGAAAGCCCUCUCCUUUUUAACCCUUUUAAAGCUUUGUCUGAUCUGACUUUCCUUGGCUUCCGAGCCGUGAGCUGUGUACAAUUUUGUGCGUCGUCUGAAUUGCAGAGAGAUUCAGGGACGUGGAACUCUGUGCCCUGGAUUUGUCCAUCGAAGCCCUGAACGGGAGGUUGAGGAGAUGUCUGCAUCCCUCCCCUGGCGGCCCGAUCCAGAGACUAUCUCAGGGGAGGCGUAAUCAAGCCCUGGACUCUCAAAGAAUCUCACAGCUGAAGGCGUCGAUGGGAAAGCUCUCUCGCGUCAACGAUGAGAACGUCAACAAGAUUAAGCUCAUCGAGCAGGUUCUACAUAGCGAGGAGGAUGACGGUUAG
Spirodela intermedia is the source of this 2332-nucleotide messenger RNA. NCBI's taxonomy places the organism in Eukaryota, Viridiplantae, Streptophyta, Magnoliopsida, Alismatales, Araceae. The record is from the annotation of a GenBank genome assembly.